UUGAAUGGAAUGAACAGAUGAAAAAGUGAUAGUGUGUAAAACUAUGUAAUUAGAUAAAUAAAAAGGAGUCGACGUCGCAGUUUGUGGAGAAAAUCUUUCUAUUUUAAUGUUUAAACUCAUAUAGAAUAUCAUUAUCAAAGCUAAAUCUGUUUCAUCUAAUAAAAUGCAAUGUUUUAAGACAUCCAUCCAAGUCAUUUUGUUGCUAAACGUUUGUUUUGCUACUUUAUCGCCACCGUCUGACAAAAAGGGACAAAAAGGUGUAAAACCACAAGAAGGGCCACGGAAGAGUAAUGUUUUAGAUCGUAAAUUAGUUACGGAAGCUCCUUUAGUUAAGGAUAUAAUAAAAUAUCAUGCGACCUACCACCAAGACGUUUAUUCGCAAAAUUUCGGUAACUCUGUCUUAGGUUAUGUUACGCCGUGGAACAACAAAGGUUACGACAUAGCGAAGAUAUGGGCACCAAAAUUCAACUACAUCUCACCAGUAUGGCUACAAAUAAAAAGACAGUCACCAAAUAUCUACAUCAUAACUGGGCUCCAUGAUGUAGACCAUGCUUGGAUGAAAUCUGUGAGACAGAAGGGUGCAAGGAACAAUAUUAAAAUUCUUCCAAGAAUUAUCUUUGAGAACUGGCAGGGAUCAGAUCUAAAAGCAUUUUUUAUGGAACCGACAUCACUAACAGAACAGAAAGCUUUUAUUGAGGAAAUAAAAAAAGCUUGCAAGCAAUGGAAAUUUGAUGGUGUUGUGCUUGAGAUGCUCUCUCAGAUUGGAAAGUAUGCUGACAAGUCUGUUAAGUUCAUACAACAAUUUGGUUUGGAAAUGAUUGAAAAUGGUUUGAGUUUGAUUUUAGUCUAUCCACCGUAUCGAGGCUUCCCUACAGAUGAAUUCUAUAUACAGGCAUUUAAUGAUAUUUAUCCUUAUGUAGAAGCUGUUUCUGUAAUGACAUAUGAUUUCUCUAAUCCACAAAAGCCUGGUCCCAAUGCCCCUUUGUACUGGAUGAAGUUAUGUUUAGAGAAACUCAUUGAUGGUGAUGAAAAUCCAUCUAAAAAAUCAAAAAUAUUACUUGGUUUGAAUUUUUAUGGUAACUCCUAUACUGUGAAUGGUGGUGGGCCUAUUGUGGGUACUGAAUACAUAGAAAUUCUCAAGAAUGCCAAAAAUAACCAAGUACUUACUUAUAAUAAUAAUACUGCAGAGAAUUAUAUUGAAAUCAGAAGUUUACAAGGUUCAAAAAAAAUAUUUUACCCAACAUUGUACUCUAUACAAAAGAGGCUAGAACUUGCUGAGGAGUACGGAGUCGGUGUUGCCAUAUGGGAAAUUGGACAAGGGCUUGAUUACUUCUAUGAUUUGUUUUGAUUUGUGAUACAAUUAGUUACAUAAUUAAAAAUACAUAUUUAA
This is a messenger RNA of Bombyx mandarina (wild silkworm), 1390 nucleotides long. RefSeq names its product chitinase domain-containing protein 1. NCBI's taxonomy places the organism in Eukaryota, Metazoa, Arthropoda, Insecta, Lepidoptera, Bombycidae. Gene Ontology annotation, biological process: carbohydrate metabolic process. Gene Ontology annotation, cellular component: endomembrane system. The record is from RefSeq and is a predicted model, not a curated record. Gene Ontology annotation, molecular function: chitin binding; oligosaccharide binding.